Sphaeramia orbicularis (orbiculate cardinalfish) is the source of this 7330-nucleotide messenger RNA. RefSeq names its product nidogen 2a (osteonidogen) (gene nid2a). Gene Ontology annotation, molecular function: calcium ion binding. NCBI's taxonomy places the organism in Eukaryota, Metazoa, Chordata, Actinopteri, Kurtiformes, Apogonidae. The record is from RefSeq and is a predicted model, not a curated record. Gene Ontology annotation, biological process: cell-matrix adhesion. The transcript is spliced from 47 exons. Gene Ontology annotation, cellular component: basement membrane. Bases 308 to 6376 code for a protein of 2022 amino acids.
CUGAAGAAUGUCAUAGUGAAGCCAAAAUAUUCGCACAAAAACCUAGAAUCAGGCAUCAGCCCCACCAAGAUGUUACCUCCAGCGUCGACCUGCUGUCACUCAACCCACCUCUGGCCAAUCAGAGCAGGCUAAACUCCGCCGGACUCCGCCCCCCUUCCGUCCCUCCGGAGUAUGAGCGCAGAGGAGGAGUGUGAGCCGGACUUCUUCUCCCUCUUUCUGCUGCUGUCUCUGUCUGAGUCCAUCUGUACCCCUGUCCUUCUGCUCUCCUCUGACCGCGCAGAGCUGCAGGAAUCAGGCCGGCUCUACAAUGGAGAGAGGGCGACUGUUGGCCGUGGCUGUGCUGCUGUGCUGCUGCUCCUGCAGCCUGCGUGGGGCUACAGCCAUCCAGAGGUCUGAUAUGUUUCCAUAUGGCACUUUAAGUGGAGAUUUAAUAUUGGCAGAAGGCGACGAUGAGACCUCCAGAGUGCUGUCCCUGCCCAAACCCCUGUACUUCUACGACUCCUCCUUCACCCAGCUCUAUGUGGCCACUAAUGGCAUCAUAUCAGCCCAGGACCUGCCCAUGGAAAAGCAGUACGUGGAUGAUGGAUUCCCCACAGACUUCCCUGUGGUCGCGCCGUUCCUCGCUGACAUCGACACCAGCGGAGGACGGGGACAGAUUUACUACCGGGUGACGGAAACCCCCAGUGUGCUCAACAGGGUGGCCCAGGAAAUCCAUCGGGGAUUCCCAGAUGCACGGUUCACACCCACUCACGCUGUGGUGGCAACGUGGGAGAACGUGGCAGCGUAUGAAGAGCAAAGUCGGACCACCGGACCUACAAACAAGGUCAAUACGUUCCAGGCUGUAAUUGGCUACGACGAGACUGAUUCCUACGUUCUCUUCCUCUACCCUGAAGGAGGCUUGAACUUUUUUGGGACCCGACCAAAGGAGUCUUACAAUGUUGAGAUAGAGCUUCCUGCAAGAGUUGGCUUCAGUAGAGGAGAGGUCACAUAUCUGAUCUUUUCCCGAACUGAGGGUCCUCACUACAGUGUGACGAGUGAUGAGCAGAGUGUUAAAAACCUUUACCAGGUUGGGAAUACUGGAAUUCCAGGUGUUUGGCUUUUCCACACUGGAAACCGUUACUCUUUUGACAACAUCGUUCCUGCAUCCAUCGGAGGGGUUCUUGCUACUCCCCCUUCUCGAAGGCAUGACAUUUCCCUGGACACCACCACCCCAGAGUACGCUGAGUUCGAGGAGUAUCCUGAUAAUACCUUCAACCCAGAGAGCCAGGAUGAAGACGACGAUUACCCCCUGACAGGAGGAGACCCUGAGUUUCAGCCAGCGCCUGUAGGGGAUAACCACCCAGAGUCCCUCCAACCAGAAAGACCUGAAGCCCCCUCCUCUCCAACAGAGGAUUCUAGACGCCAAGAUGUACCGCUGACCUCCGAACCGAGCCACGGUUCACAGCCAACAGAGAGACAUUACGCUCCCCCACAUUCUCCUGAGACAGUGAAUGCACCGGAGAGGGUUGAGCAGCAGAACCAGGAACAGCAACCACAGGUUCCUUUGGAGGUGGUGGACAUUUACCCUCCCCACAGAAACAAGCUGCCUCUUUCCCCCGGAGGUCACGUUGUCAGCGUGGACGAGGAUGACGUUGACUUUGACACAGGAGUGAUUCAGUACACUACAGAGAAUAAGGAAACAUGUUCCAGAUUCCAGCAGCAGUGCUCCCAGAAUGCAUUCUGCUCUGAUUACGCUACAGGUUUCUGCUGUCAUUGUCAGCCUGGUUUCUAUGGAAACGGACGCCACUGUCUCCCUGAUGGUGUACCGCAGCGUGUCAGUGGUAAAGUGAGUGGUACAGUGACUGUGGGUUCGACUCCGAUCCAGCUGAAUGAGAUCGACCUCCACGCGUACAUCGUCGUUGGUGAUGGACGAGCGUACACUGCCAUCAGUAAGGUACCUGAGCCAGUGGGUUGGGCUCUGAUGCCGGUCACACCAAUAGGAGAGCUGUUUGGUUGGCUUUUCGCUCUGGAGCUACCCAACAGCCAAGCAGGAUUCAAAGUCACAGGGGCGGAGUUCACUCGUCAUGCAGAGGUCGUCUUCUACCCGGGUAAUGAACGCCUGACAAUCAUCCAGACAGGACGUGGUCUUGAUGACAACAACCACUUCACGUUGGAUACUGUCGUCAACGGCAACGUGCCCUUCAUCCCCCCUGGAGCAGAAGUUACCAUGGAUCCAUUCAAGCAGACCUACCAGUACUACCCAUCUGUCGCCACAUCCACCUCUGUGCGGGAGUUUUCCGUUGUUUCGGCAGAGCGAGGCUCAGAGUCCUACUCCUUCCAGCUGAAGCAAAACAUCACCUUCCGUGACUGUCGACAUGACAACCGUGCCACUCUGGAGACGCUGCAGAUUACCAUGGAGAGGGUGUUCAUGAUGUACGUCAAAGAGGAGCGGAUCCUGAGAUACGCCAUCACCAACAAGAUCAGCCCAGUCGGAGUGGAGCCAACAGGUCCAGAGUUGGUGAACCCCUGUUAUUCUGGGACUCAUGACUGCGACACCACAGCCCAGUGCAUCCCACUGGAGGGAGAGUUGUUCCAGUGCCAGUGUGCGACAGGUUAUAGAGGAGACGGACGCAACUGUUACGACAUAGAUGAGUGUGCGGAGGGUGUGAGUUCCUGUGGUGCACAUGCUCAGUGCAUGAACCUGCCGGGAAGUCACCGUUGCCAGUGCCAGAGUGGAUACGAGUUUGGUUAUGAUGGACGCACAUGUGUGGAUGUAGAUGAAUGCAGCACCUCACCUUGUCAUAUCAACGCCAGAUGUAUUAAUGGUCUGGGCUCCUUCCAGUGUCAGUGCCAGCCUGGGUUUUAUGGUGACGGAUUCUCCUGUUUACAACAGAACGGACAAACAGGUCUUCCCAAGAGCCAGUGUGAGCAGCACAGAGACAGUCUGCAAAGCGGAUCAGACCACGAUGGACGGCCGAACAUCGGAGCAUUUAUUCCCCAGUGUGACUCUGAUGGACGAUACCGACCACUGCAGUGUCAUGGUUCCACUGGACAUUGUUGGUGUGUGGACAGUACGGGACAGGAGAGACCGGGAACCAGGACACCACCUGGUACACCUCCUGCUGAAUGUGACAGACCAGAUGAGCGUCCUAAAACUCACUGUCAGCACCACAGAGACAGUGUCCAGACCACCAGUCCAGAGGGGUAUCCUAUUGUCGGAGCUUAUGUUCCUCAGUGUGAUGAUAAUGGACAGUACACACCACUGCAGUGUCAUGGCUCUACUGGACAGUGCUGGUGUGUGGACAGCACAGGUCAAGAAAGAGAAGGAACCAGGAAUUCACCUGGUUCACCACCUGCAGACUGUGAUAGACCAGAGCGUCCUAAAACUCCCUGUGAGCACCACAGAGACAGCGUCCAGACCACCAGUCCAGAGGGGUAUCCUAUAGUAGGAGCGUUUGUACCUCAGUGUGAUGGAAACGGACAGUACGCUCCACUCCAGUGCCAUGGUUCCUCUGGACAUUGUUGGUGUGUGGACAGCACAGGACAGGAGAGACCAGGAACCAGAACCCCACCUGGUACACCACCUACAGACUGUGACAGACCAGGUUCACAGGUUCGUCCUAAAACUCACUGUGAGCUGCACAGAGACAGUGUCCAGACCACCAGUCCAGAGGGGUAUCCCAUACCAGGGGCCUUCGUCCCUCAGUGUGAUGCAAAUGGAGAAUACACACCUCAGCAAUGCCACAGCUCCAUUGGACAUUGUUGGUGUGUGGACAGGACUGGACAGGAAAGACCAGGAACCAGAACUCCACCUGGGACACCCCCUAAAGAAUGUAGUCAACCAGAUGAACCCAUUCGUCCUAAAACUCACUGUGAGCACCACAGAGACAGCGUCCAGACCACCAGUCCAGAGGGGUAUCCUGUCGUUGGAGCGUUUGUACCUGAGUGUGAUGAAAAUGGACAGUACAGGUCACUGCAGUGCCAUGGCUCCACUGGACAUUGCUGGUGUGUUGACAAUGUGGGACAGGAGAGACCAGGAACCAGGACCCCACCUGGUACACCACGUAAAGACUGUGACAGAUCAGAUGAACCAGAGCGUCCUAAAACUCACUGUGAGCAUCACAGAGACAGCGUCCAGACCACCAGUCCAGAGGGGUAUCCCAUACCAGGAGCCUUUGUCCCUCAGUGUGACGCAAACGGACAGUACUCACCUCAACAGUGUCACAGCUCCACUGGACAUUGUUGGUGUGUGGACACCACUGGACAGGAGAGACCAGGAACCAGAACCCCACCUGGGACACCACGUCAAGACUGCAACAGACCAGAUGAACCCGUUCGUCCUAAAACUCACUGUGAGCAUCACAGAGACAGUGUCCAGACCACCAGUCCAGAGGGGUAUCCUAUAUUUGGAGUCUUCGUACCUGAGUGUGAUGAAAACGGACAGUACACACCUCAACAGUGCGGUGAUGGAUAUUGUUGGUGUGUGGACAGCACAGGACAGGAGAGACCAGGGACCAGAACCCCACCUGGUACACCACGUGUAGACUGUGACAGACCAGAUGAACCCGUUCGUCCUAAAACUCACUGUGAGCACCACAGAGACAGCGUCCAGGCCACCAGUCCAGAGGGGUAUCCGGUAGUCGGGGCUUAUGUUCCUCAGUGCGACGAAAACGGACAGUACACACCACUGCAGUGCCAUGGUUCCAGUGGACACUGCUGGUGUGUGGACAGCACAGGACAGGAGAGACCAGGAACCAGAACCUCACCUGGUACACCUCCUACAGACUGUGACAGACCAGAUGAACCAGAGCGUCCUAAAACUCACUGUGAACAACACAGAGACAGGGUCCAACCCUCUGCUCCAGGACAGUACCCCAUAACAAUAAUUGGAGCGUAUGUCCCUCAGUGUGAUGACAAUGGACAGUACAUCCCUCGACAGUGUCAUGGCUCCACUGGACAUUGUUGGUGUGUGGACCAUGCAGGACAGGAGAGACCAGGAACCAGGACACUACCUGGGACACCAGCCAAAGACUGUGAUAGACCAGAUGAACCCGUUCGUCCUAAAACUCACUGUGAACAUCACAGAGACGGCGUCCAGACCACCAGUCCAGAGGGGUACCCUUUACUGGGAGUCUUCGUACCUCAGUGUGACGAAAACGGACAGUACACACCUCAACAGUGUCACGACUCGACUGGAUAUUGUUGGUGUGUGGACGGCACCGGACAGGAGAGACCAGGAACCAGGACUCCACAUGGAACACCACGGGUAGACUGUGACAGACCAGUGCCAGUGGUUCCGACUCAGCGUCCUGAGAGUGUGUGCGAGCGCUGGAGGGCCAGUUUGAUCGAACACUACGGCGGGAAACCGGAACCGCAACAAUACGUGCCUCAGUGUGAGCACGACGGACAGUUCAGUCCUGUACAGUGUUACGGCGAGACCACUUACUGCUGGUGUGUGGACCAGGAUGGCCGCGAAGUCCCUGGUACCCGGUCACAUGACGUUGUUAAACCUGCAUGCCUUCCCUCAGUGGCCCCGCCCACUGUGCGCCCACUGCCCCGCCCAGACGUCACUCCUCCCACUACCAUGGACGUCACACUGCUGUACGCUCAGGGCCAAAAAAUCGGAGCGCUGCCUCUGAACGGGACCAGAGUCGAUGCAAACCGAGCCAAAACACUACUGACUCUACAUGGUUCUAUCGUUGUCGGUAUCGCCUAUGACUGCAAAGACAACCACGUUUACUGGACCGAUUUGUCUGCAAGAACAAUCAACAGAGCUUCGAUGUCACCUGGAGCUGAGCCUGAGAUCCUCAUCAGCACAAACCUGGUCAGUCCAGAGGGUUUGGCUGUGGAUGUCAAACGCAGGGCGAUGUUCUGGGUGGACUCAAACACAGAUCUGAUUGAAACGGCAAACCUGGACGGCAGUGGGAGGCGGACGCUGUUUGACACUGACCUGGUCAACCCCCGUGCCAUCAUAGUGGUCUCAUCCACAGGGACUCUGUACUGGACAGACUGGAACCGAGAAUCUCCAAAGAUUGAGUGCUCGAAUGUAGACGGUCAGAACCGCCGGGUGGUGGUGUCUGAUGGGAUCGGUUUACCCAACGCGCUAACCUAUGAUUACUCAACUGGACUGAUCUGCUGGGCCGACGCAGGUACAAAGCGUUUAGAGUGUAUAUCUCCAGAUGGUUCAGGUCGAAAAGUGAUCCAUCCGAGCCUCAGCUACCCAUUCAGCAUGAUCUACUACAGACACCACUUUUAUUACACUGACUGGAGGAGGGACGGGGUGAUCGCAGUGAGCAAAGAGAGCAGUAGGUUCACCGACGAAUACCUGCCUGACCAGCGCUCUCACCUGUACGGCAUUGCCAUAGCAACCACCCAGUGUUUAUCAGGGAUUCACUAACAGCAGACCGCCAACCACACGGUCCUUUUGGUGCUAAUGUUCUGUGGCCAUUCUCAAGCGGAGGGCGGAUCCACCCCACACGGCGCCCUACGCAGCGAAACCCCAGAAGAAAGGACGCUUUUGAAGAAGCGAGACGGCUUCCUGUCUUCCACGGCAGAUUUCCAACCCCUCCUCACCGACCCCGAUGUCUCACCUUAAAGAUAUAACCCCCAAAUAAUGUUUUGUAAAUUUGUUUUAUACCUCAAUUUUAGUUUUUUUUUUCUACUGUAUUUUUGUAUGUGAGUUGUUUUAGUUUUUUAAUAUCAGUUAAAGCUACAGGAAAUGAAAUCGAUGUUAAAACGUUAAACUGUACAAGUGUAUUUUUCUGUCCUUUUGAAGCCAGAGAGCUGUAAAACACAGAUGUGUUUGAGCCAAAGCCUGAAAUGAACCAAAGAAAUAGCUUUUUUUUAAACCAGAUGACCAGAGUGACUACAUUUUAUUUUUAUUAUCACAGUAUUUCACAAGCUAUUUAGUCUCUAAGGACAAAGAAACAGGUUAUGCACAUAAAAAUAACGUCACUGAUGUAACUUAAAAACCCUGCAUAUUCAGAAACAGAGGCCUUUACAUUACGUACCAUUACUGGUUAUACCCUACCUGAAAAUGUGGUAAAAUGUGAUUUACUUACACAGAAACAUGUUCUUUCUGCCUAUAAAGUAAAAGGGAAACAUCGCUAUUGUUACGAGGUUUAUGUGAUGAAUCGUGUCAUAUUUUGCGCCUCAGUCCUGUGUGCCAGAAUAAGAAGAAACCCGUUCUCCUGUGCCAUUUCUCUGCACUACUAAUCUGUAUUUCACACAAUUUGAGAUGACAUUACAUUGCCAAAUACUAUUUUCUACAACUACAGUACGUUUUUUCAAAUCUUUAACUUUUUAUAAGAUGUGAUAUUUAUAACAAUAAAAUGUGAUUUGGUAAAUGACA